ACUCGUAACAUAAUGCCAAUAGAGGAGGAACGUACAGUAAUACCGGAUGUGCCGCGUGGUCCACUGUGCGCUUACCGUUCGAAGGCUCAGUUUAAUUGGAAAGACUUUAGGCUAGUGCUAGAGGAUAAGGAGCUCGUAAAAAUAAAAUACGACAUAUGGCGUCGAUUAGAAUCGGAACCACUGUUCGCUCCGGUGACGGCAACGCUUUCGGUCGAUCAGCAAAAAGAACGUGCCGCACGGCAGGUGAACCGUAUCGCCGAUCUCGAACUAGCUCCAGCGGAAAUCUACUCCAAACCGUACAAGUACCGGGUGCGUUAUUUGAUGAGCAUCAACGAGGCACUGCACGCGGUGUGUCCUAGUCUUUCGGUUAAGAUUGCGCUCGGUGUGGGACUGUUUACGAACUCGCUGCUUGCGAUGGGUACCGAGCGUCAUCAGGACAUCUACAAUCAAGCGUGGAACCGAGAGAUCAUCACAUGCCUAGCGAUUACGGAGGUCUCGCACGGUAGUAAUACGAAGCGAUGCCGCACCACAGCUACGUAUGAUCCAACCACACAGGAGUUUAUCAUCCACACGCCCGAUUUUGAGGCGGCCAAGUGUUGGGUCGGAAAUUUGGGUAAAACAGCCUCAAUGGCUUUACUGUUUGCCAUUCUCUACACCGCUGAUGGGGAAAAUCAUGGGCUGCAAGGUUUUCUAGUCCCGAUCCGCGAUCCAAAAACACUUCUUCCCUAUCCGGGUGUAACGGUGGGUGAUAUUGGUGAAAAGAUCGGUUUGAACGGGAUCGAUAACGGGUUUGUGAUGUUUAACAAUUAUCGGAUUCCGCGCGAGAAUUUACUUAACCGCACUGGCGAUGUAACGCCCGAAGGUGUUUACGAGAGUACGUUCAGUGAGCCGGGUAAAAUCUUGGGUGCGGUGCUGGAAUCCUUCUCGGCCGGAAGGUUGGGAAUCAUGCAGGAAUCGUCUAACACGCUGUCCCAUGCGGCCGUCAUUGCGGUGAGGUACGCAGCACUAAGAAAACAGUUCGGCACGGAUCGGAAUGGACCGGAGCAGUCGAUCAUCGAAUAUCAGUUGCAUCAAUGGCGCAUUUUCCCCUACCUAGCAGCAGCUUGCGUACUAAAGGUGUCAGUGUUCGCCAUGACCGAGAUCUAUCUGGAAACGGUACAGAAAUCUCAAGCCGAAUCUAACGGGUUCGAACUGCUAACGCAGAUCGUUUCCGAAAUACACGCGCUCGUGUCCUCCUCGAAGCCUCUCGUCACCUGGACGGCUCGUGAUGCGAUACAAGAGUCGCGUGAAGCUUGCGGUGGUCACGGGUAUCUGCGGGCGGCUAAUUUGGGCGAACUGCGCAACAAUCACGACCCGAGCUGUACUUACGAAGGUGACAAUAAUGUGCUGGGUCAGCAGGCUUCGAACUGGCUCAUCCGCCAGUGGAAGAAUGCAAAGGUGGAGAGUCCGGUUGGGACGGCUAGUUUUAUCACUCGCCGAGAUGCGAUACUGAGCAGUGAUUUUGAGACGUUAGUGCGAAAGGGAGUUCCCAUCGAAAGUGCGGAAUUUGUUAGCCAGUGUUACGAGUGGUUGAUGUGUUGGUUGCUUAAGCAAAGUGUGGCACAGAUGGAGGAAGCGAGCAAGAUUGGGAUGGACACGUUUACGGCACGCAAUAAUUGCCAGGUUUAUCGUGCGAGGGAUCUAAGCCGUGCGUACGCAGAAUACUACGCAUUGGAGAGUUUCAGAUCCCGAUGUGCACGAGGCGAUGUAAAAGAUGACCUACGACCCGUACUCUUCCGUGUGUAUUUAGUGUACGGUAUGUGGUGUCUCGAUCGACACAUGACCACAUUCUACGCCGGAUCGUUCGCCAAUGGCUCCCAGUUUGCCGAUACGGUACGUGGCACACUGCUGCGAAUCUGUGGCGAACUAAAGGAUUCAGCGGUGGCCAUUGCCGAUGCACUAGCACCACCCGACUGGGUACUCAACUCGGUAAUCGCCAAAUCCGACGGACGAUUGUACGAGAACAUCCAAUCGGUGUUUAUGACCAAUCCGGGUGCUCUCGAACGAGCCUCCUGGUGGAAGGAUGUGAUACCAUCGAAGCUGAAAAGCAAAUUGUAA
Messenger RNA from Anopheles maculipalpis, 2097 nucleotides. Its product is annotated as peroxisomal acyl-coenzyme A oxidase 3. The transcript is spliced from 5 exons. Gene Ontology annotation, biological process: fatty acid beta-oxidation using acyl-CoA oxidase; lipid homeostasis. Lineage: Eukaryota; Metazoa; Arthropoda; Insecta; Diptera; Culicidae. Bases 13 to 2097 code for a protein of 694 amino acids. Gene Ontology annotation, cellular component: peroxisome. Gene Ontology annotation, molecular function: pristanoyl-CoA oxidase activity; fatty acid binding; FAD binding. The record is from RefSeq and is a predicted model, not a curated record.